GAUUACGCUUCGUUUGUAUGCACUGCACUCAGCCUCCUAUAUCAACACUGCCCCGCAUCAUUGGGAGGAUGGGAAAUGCUGUGGGUAGAUCUAAAAGCAGAAUGUCGCAGCUGUGGGUGUGCCCAGUACCACACUGUAACGCUAGGACAGUAACACUGGCUUAACCCAAGCAGCUAGCAUAUAGACCAAAGGGGCAAGCUAUUCCUGUCGGCAAUCAACUGUUUCUACAGUUGAUUAUGUCCUGUGCCCCUCCUCCUCCCCCGUACUGUCUGUGGUUCCUGAAAGGAUGUGAUCUGCGUCACAGCACGUCAGGGCAAGCAUCUUCCUCCGAAUCUCUCACCGCCACACAGCCCAGCUCAUGUACCAGUGAUCCCCCUUCACAGACCCUACUCUGCAUGGACACCAUGCCCACUCACCGCCACAUUUUGCCACGCAACUUCAGCUGCACUGCUGUACUCUAUGGGGAUGAGCCGGAGAGCCCAGAGGAUGAAGAAAAAGAUGGUGAAGUGGAGGCACCACCAGAGAAAAUAAUAGAGGAAAGCAAACCUGUCACCCGGGGCAGAGAGGUCCACAUAGUCCCACAAAGCCCUACUGCAAGGAGAAGAGCCAAAUCCUUGCCCACCCCAGCGGAAAGGAGGCACCUGGAAGUGGUGGCUCCUCGGAAGAAAGUGGUGCGCUUUGCUGAUUCGCUGGGGCUGGAGCUCACAUCAGUGCGGCACUUCAGUGAUGCAGAUGUGCCCAGUGUGCCCAAUCAUGUGCUAGCUGGGCUGCGAUGCAGGGAAGUUUGUCCCGCCGGGGCAGAGCUGAGCACAUUAUUGUUUUGCGCUCCUCCUAGUACCCCCCAUCUUGAGCCACUGUUCAUUGACCCUUGUACCAAGCCGGACUUUGUUGAGCUUGUGAAACAACGAAGGGUUUGCUUGGAGAGCCUGCGUACGGACCCAUUCAGCAUCAGUGGGAACCUGAGGGUCCUUAACCUCUCCUAUGAGAAAGAGGUGACUGUCAGAUAUACUGUGGACUCGUGGAAGACCUCGUCCGAGGUCCAAGCUGCCUACCAACGAGGCUGCAGUGACCGAUACACUGAUCGCUUUUCUUUCAAAUUGCUGUGUCCGGCCCUUCUGAACAAGGAGGGGCUGCUGGAAUUCGCGCUCAGAUACAGAGUGUGUGGAGCUGAGUAUUGGGACAAUAAUGCUGGGGAAAACUACAUGGUUAAGAGCCACAAGGCCACUGUGUCACCACCUAAGGAAUUUGACAACGCCUGGAUUCACUUCAUCUAGGUGUGCCCUGGGCCACCUACCUAUAUAAUGUUAUUGAGCUAUGUGGUGGAACCUAAAAGAACUGGCCCCAGGCAGUAAGAGGGAGCAGUGGGGCUUGUGGGGCAGAAUGUGAUGAGCGAAUAACAACAAACUAUAAGACUGCCAGGGUAGUUUGAAUGUAAGGGUAGUUUGAAUAGUUUAGUAAUGCUCUCAUCAUUUGGUUUCUAGAGUAGAAAGGUUGUCUGAAUGCACACCCUGUCUUUCCUUUUGUGCACAGCCACUGGUUAACAGUAUACUAUAAUUAUCACCAAUUGUAUGACAUGAUUAUUAGAUCAGGGAAAUUCUCUUUGUAUUCCCUCUAAGCUGGAAACACAUGGACCAAUAAGUUCCAUCAAAUCCAGUUGUUCUGUUGGUACGAUUCCCAGUUGUCCCCGUGAAUACACAGACAGAGGUCACUAAAUGUUUUGGAGCAGGAUGGGAGCACACUUCUGCUGUAAUCUGAAAUUUGUCCAUCCAGGUAUAUGGCUAGAUCAUACAAUACUGAAUCAAGUGGACAUCCUGGAUCUACCAUGUGUGUUUCCACCUUAAAGGUGUUGUAAACCCAAUAUCUCCAAUAUCCAUUCAUUCAUUAAGAUUUUUGUUGAAAGCAGUAUUUGUUAGUCCAUUAAAACAGCAAAGCAGCAGUCAGCUCUGCUCCAGCCAAGAAUCUAAUUACCACAAUGCCUUGCAUGCUCUGACAUUAACAUACUUGAAUGAAUAAAGCUGGCCAUACAUGCACCGAUAAUAUCGUACGAAACAUCGUUUCGUACGAUAUUCGGUGCGUGUAUGG
Molecule: messenger RNA, 2082 nt
Organism: Xenopus tropicalis (tropical clawed frog)
Lineage: Eukaryota; Metazoa; Chordata; Amphibia; Anura; Pipidae
Product: protein phosphatase 1 regulatory subunit 3D
Exons: 1
Coding region: 237-1274 (345 amino acids)
Source: RefSeq, a predicted model, not a curated record